AUGACUCGCGCAGCGGAAAGCGGCGACAUGGGUUGGACACCUUCAUCGUCCCACGGCAGGGACGAGCUGCCGCUGGGGGGGGGGGGUCCCACGGGGCUCCACCGAAGCCCUGCGCCCGAGAGAGGCGUCGUGGCGUCUCCAUCAUUCUCUCGCCUCACGGCAGCCCCGGCUCAGCCUUCGUCUCCACAGGAUGCGACCCAAACAAACAAGCGCGCACAGCGGCCAGACGCGACGCGCCGCAGGGGUCUCCGACACCAGACCCACGGCGACACCGCGACUCAGGGACCCAGGGACCCACGCGCAGAAAGCAUGGAGCUCACGUGGAGCGCCUUGAUCCUGCUGCUCCUCCUGCUGCUCGUGCUGCUGCUGCUGCUCAACUCGGGGGGACGCGGGGCCUCGGGGCGCCGCUCCCUGGGGGUGCCCGGACCCCGGGGGGUCCCCCUGCUGGGAAACGUCGCCGAGCUGUUCCGCACGGACCGCCACCGGCACCUGGCGCAGCUCGCGCGCCGCCACGGCCCCGUGUACAGCCUGCGCCUCGGGGCCCACGAGAUGGUGGUGCUCAACUCGGCCGAGGUGCUGCGUGAGGCUCUCAUCAAGAAGAGCGCCGACUUCGCGGGCCGUCCCCAGACGUACACGGGCUGCGCCAUCUCGUUCGGGGGCCGCGACCUCUCCCUGGGCGACUUCACGCCCGCGUGGCGCCUGCAGAGCCGCAUGGCGCGCGCGGGGCUCCGGGGUCGCAGCGCGGACACCACCCACGCGGUCAUCGCGAGCGAGGGGGCCUGCCUGUGUCACGUACUCCGAGGUCACGGGGGCCGCCCCGUGGACCCCAUGCCAAUCCUGUCGACGCACACGAGCAACAUCGUGUGCACACUCAGCUUCGGCGUCAGGUACGCAGAGCAGGACCCCGAGUUCCGCAGACUCCGCGAGAGUCUGGACGAGUUGGUGCACCUCUGGGGCUCCUCCACCAUCAUGGCGCGCGACCACCUACCCUGGCUCCGGAGGUUCCCCAGCGCCACGUGGACUCGCUUCCUCGAGGCCGUAGAGAGACGCGAUCACGUGGUUGCCGGGCACCUCGAGGCGCACAAGAAGGGAGGCGCGCGCGCCGGGACUGAGGACAUCACCACCUCCAUGCUGCGGUUCCUGAAGCAAGAAGGCCAAGGGGAGGGGGCGGGGGAGACGGGGGGCGGGGGGGAGAGGGGGGAAGAGGAGGACGAGGAGGGGGAGGUGGAGCGGAAGGAGGAGGCGGGGGACGACGAGGAGGAGACGGAGCAGGUGGAGCAGGGCUCGCUCACAGAGCAGCACCUGCACAUGGUGCUGGUGGACUUGCUGGUCGGAGGCUCUGAGACGACGGCCAUCACGCUGGUGUGGGCGAUCGCGUUCCUCAUGCACGACCCCCAGCUGCAGGAGCGCCUGCACGCCGAGCUGCUGGGGGCCGUGGGCCGGGCGCGCGCCCCGCUCUACGCUGACCGCUUCGCCACGCCGCUGCUGCGCGCGACCAUCACCGAGGUUCUGCGCACACGGCCCGUGGCGCCACUCGGCAUCCCGCACCUCACCACGCGUGACACCAGUGUCGGGGGGUACCAGCUGCCGCGGGGCACCACGGUCAUCCCCAACCUGUGGGCCGCGCAGCACGACCCGGACAAAUGGAGCCACCCGGAGCGCUUCCAGCCAGAGCGUCACCUCCACGGUGACCCGUCCGCCGAGCGCCGCCCCGUGGGGAGCCUCCUUCCGUUUGGCGCGGGCUCCCGGGCCUGCCUGGGGGCCUCCCUGGCGCGAGCCGAACUCUACAUCCUGCUCGCGCUGCUCAUCCGCGACUUCCGGUUCGAGGCCGAGGGGGGCCCGGGGGGGGGCCUGCCGGACCUGGACGGGGAGCUCACCGUCAUCCUCAAACCCAAGCCCUUCCACAUGCGCUUCAUCGAGAGGCCGUGAAGGCGCCGGGAAGAAGGGGUUAGGGGUGGUGGAUCCCGCGGAGAUGGCAGGGGACGUGCUCGUUUCGUUGAAAGUCAAGGUUAGGAUUUUUAGUAAUCUCCUGUUCAACCCAUGGCACCUAGGUCUGUCCCAUGACCUCUUGUACGUGAGCCUUCGACACUUCACGUGGCCUCAAAGUGCACCUCGCCUCGCACAGGCACCGUGGUGAGAUCACCAUCACUUAGUGGCGAAUGGCGGGUACUGGAAUUGGUUAGGAUCGCAACACAUUUCGCAGUCAGCACCAGCUCUAUUCUCACAGUAUCCUGCAAUAAAGUCCACCUCAACGUGUCUGACAUCACACGCUCAGCUCAACCAUCACAAUGCACCGCUGCAAUCCAGCACCGACCUACAAAUGGGACAUUCGUCUGCCAGUAGAUUUGCGAUGUGACGAUUUGGUUUCUUUCCCAAUUAAGCAAUUUGUGGGCCACGUUUCAAAUUUCGAAUGAGAAGUGUCUGUAAUAGAGAUUAUUGGUGGAAGGAGGCAGUACAUAAAGUAGGUUGAUAACAAUCUUGAUUUGAAGCUUUCGUGACUGCAGGAAUCCAUACUCUUUGGUUCUAUUAAAACAAUAAGAUAAUAUAAAUAAUAUACCUACGUGACUUUACAGAAAGAACCAAAGAGUAUAGGUUGAUAACAGCCUACUUGUGAAGCUAUAGGGUUGUGUGUUGUCCCAGUAUGUGCUGAGAUUUCCCCUGGCAAUGACGCUGCGAUCAUAAGAGGAUCCUUGCCGAUAAACCUCUGGCGCUUCAGCAGCGUCGAUCCAAGCGAGCCCGACUGCUGCUGAGACACUGAAUUUGGAACCCGGUGCAGAGUUUUGCUCGUUUUGAACCAAUGCUGCUGCAAUCGUGCACUCCCGGGAGGCCGUAGAGAGCUGAUGGGACGUGUAAAACAUAAGUUGAGCUUGUGAAGGGACAGAUAUGGGACAGAGGGGGUUGUCUGCUAAUUUAAGAGGCAUUACUCAAACACAUUAUGCAAACACAUUAUGCAAGAACCUAUUGAAAGUGAGCGUUAUGAUGAUAAUAGGUGACGAUGAUAACGCAGAUGAUUGAGACGAGUGUUUUUAAUACACUGCAGAGUACAGACUCAACGGCUCGAAACGCCAAGUGGCCAGCAAAAAACAGCACUAGUGAAGGUAUAAUAGUUAAGUGUUAAUUGGAGACAGAUGAUUGAUAGCAAUUACAGUAAUGAUGAGACAGGUGAUUGCGACGAUGAUUACGAUGAAUGAUGAUGAGACAGAUGCCGAUGAAGACGAUGGUGACGAAGUUUUACAUAGCUUAGAAGCGGUAACAAAAACCGAGUGAUUCAGAUGGCAAGGGCAGUGCAACGGACGAGAAAUGAGUGACCGUAACAGAGGGCACAUGGGGGACACAAGGGCAGGAGAGGGACGGAGUGGAGGGGCGAGGGGAGGGAAGAGGAAGGGAAUGGGCGAUGUAGAAGAGCUGAGGCUUUUAGAGAGGAACUGAAGGAGGUUAAAGAGGGGACCUGGUCAAUGUACAGGGUCAGUUGAUUCCAGGGGAGGGUUGCAAGGAGGGAGAAAUAUUGGAAACGAGAUGGGGCAUAGAGGGAAGCAGGGACAGAGCGAGAGAUUAUCGUAUUUACGAGGGAUGUCUCGGCCAAUGGAUUUGUUCAUAGCACAGAGGAAGAGUGGCCAUUGCUGGGAGUGUUGCCUGUUACAUAUAUAUUUAAUAUGAGGGGCACUUAUCGAUGAAUUUGUUUUUAUUAUUUGCGCUUAUAUACCGCUGCCACCGCAGUAUAAUUUUCAAAAAUCAUUAAAGUGUAGAUAAAAUUAGGCAGAUGGCGAUGAUGACAGCUGAUGUAGCAAACGUGUCACGUGAUUUCCCACAAUGCACUGUAUAGCGAUGAGCUUGUUAUGGAAUUGACUAACACUCGAGUCUGUUAAUCACAUUUUAUUAAGCAUUCAUCUUUUAAGUGUUUCACCACACGUUUUAAACGUUAAAUAAAUAUUUCUCGAGACUUAUACAUUUGUAAAGUCACCACGGUUUCAAGAGACCCCGGUAAUUUCAUGACUAAUUAUGUUGUCACUGUUUGUAUCCAUACAAAACUCGCUUCUCCUGUUCUUAAGGUUGCGGAGUAAAAAGUUAACGACUUAAGAAACAAAACCGGACCCUCUCCCAGCUCACCUUGAUCUACCAACCCUUGAUUCACCCACUCUCUUCCUAUCCCCCAUUGAUCCACCAACCAUUCCCAUCCCACCAUUAAUGACUACCCCCACGCCUCCCAUCCUUCGCCGAUAUCCCAACCCCUCUUGACCUUACCUGAUCCUCUAUUGCUUCCUCUCCAUCUCGUCAUUCAGACACACCUCCCAUCCCAACCUGGCCCACCAACCACUCUCAUCUUUCCUUGAUAAAUUCAUCCCUCUCCCAUCCCACUAUCAACCACCAACCCUUACCAACCCUCUUUGAUCCACCAACCCCUUCCAUGCCACCAUCAUCCCACAACAUUCCCCAUCCUUCUCUGAUCUAACAACUCCUUCCAUCUCACGGUGAUCCACUCAACCUUCUCUCAUCCCAUACUCAUCCACCAACCUCCUCCUCUUCCUGUCCACUACUCCUUCCGAUCCCAUAUAAUCCCAAUCAACACACUCCUCCAGUUAUAUUUUGAUCCACCAACUCGGCUACCCUACACUGAUUCACUCAUCUAAUAAAAUUUUGAUUCAUGCUCCUCCCAUGUCUAAUCCACCAACCCCUCCCAUACCACUUUCAUCCACACCAACCUUUACCAUGUGUCUUUGAUACACAAAUCUCUCCCGUCAUUCUCUGGUCCCAUAACUCUGUCUGUCUCACCCUGAUCCACUCACCAUCCUCCGCUCCCAUACUAAUCCAUCAACCAUUCUAUCACUCCCUGAUCCACCCACCCCUCCCCAUGCCGGGCGCGAAAUCGUAACCCGUGCGUCACGAGCCGGCUGAUAUAAAUGUACAAAGAGCAGCAGUGCGUGCGAAGUAAGGGACUUGGCAACACUCGAACCUGGCACGACACGCGGGGGCUCACAGACCAAACGAGGAAAAACAAUUACAACACAACCCACCCUUCCCCCAUACACCACACACCUAAACCUCCCACCCCAUAAAUUAAUAAAAUAUACAUUCCACGUU
Molecule: messenger RNA, 5079 nt
Organism: Lethenteron reissneri (Far Eastern brook lamprey)
Lineage: Eukaryota; Metazoa; Chordata; Hyperoartia; Petromyzontiformes; Petromyzontidae
Product: steroid 21-hydroxylase-like
Biological process (GO): hormone biosynthetic process; progesterone metabolic process
Molecular function (GO): steroid 17-alpha-monooxygenase activity; iron ion binding; heme binding
Source: RefSeq, a predicted model, not a curated record